Suillus fuscotomentosus is the source of this 888-nucleotide messenger RNA. RefSeq lists its product as uncharacterized. The record is from RefSeq and is a predicted model, not a curated record. The transcript is spliced from 5 exons. The coding region runs from base 1 to 888 and encodes 295 amino acids. Lineage: Eukaryota; Fungi; Basidiomycota; Agaricomycetes; Boletales; Suillaceae.
AUGUUCUCACCACACUUCCACGACCUUAUUUACAACUUUGAAAGGACGUCAAAGAAGCCAAUGGGAACCAUCCUAAAAUCAAUGACCAUCUCUGCCACUACAUUUUCCGAUUUUUCCAAUAGCCUCCUUAGAGCUGCUGACUGGAGCAUGUCGAAGUUCAGAGCCGGGGAAUGGUUGGUGGACAUCCUCUGCCUCAUUCCAAUUCACAUCGCAGUGACGAGAGAGAAUCGUUUCAUUCCACUCAAGGAUGGUGUAUAUUCAACCGAACUUGAGAAGUCCCUCCUCGGUGCAGAUGUUAACCGUAUUGUCAAUCACCUGUCUUUUGGUUGGUAUGAGUCUUUGUUCCAGUCAUACAUGGCGAAAAAACCGGUCAAAGUUGUGUCGUCUAUGGGCGAACAAUUGGUGGGGAAGAGCUUUUCCUUGAACCACCUUGUGGAUACGUCAUUCGCGGGAUCGGCGAUGCAUAUGACAGAAGAGGUUUGGAUGUCAGUAACUCCGACUAAAGAUGCUCUUAUUGUUGCUUUGGAUUUUGAAGGUGUUCAUAGUAUUGAGCGUUCUGCUCAAGAAGAUAUAUUGCUCGCGCUAUUCAAUACUGCGAUCUCUAACUUGGUGCUAUUCUGGAGCAACUUCGCCCUGAGCCGAGACAUCGCAAGCUUAUGCCAGUCGUUCCAAUCAAGCUCGAUCAUCCUCGACCCAGCAUCUAACCCGAGUCUAUUUCAAUCAACGUUAGUGAUCAUAAUUAAAGAUGUCGUGGAUUCGGACAACGCAGAAAUCACUAGAGAGUACGCUCCAGUCAGUGUCCCCAUGAAUGCAUACUCAAAUUGUCACCCUGGACCCAGGUUCACCCUCAAGUUUCAGACCACAUCCUCAGCGGAGGCGGCGAUAUGA